Messenger RNA from Acaulospora morrowiae, 2184 nucleotides. NCBI's taxonomy places the organism in Eukaryota, Fungi, Glomeromycota, Glomeromycetes, Diversisporales, Acaulosporaceae. The record is from the annotation of a GenBank genome assembly.
AUGAGUAAAGAGACGCCGAAACGACCACAGGUGGGAAGACAACAAGUUGCCCCCGCUGCGUUUGAGAUUCGUUUCAGUACGACCGACUCGGGAUUAGAGCUUGUUGAAAUUCCACCACCCAAUCUCGAUCCACAAGAGAGAAAUAUACCGGAUCCAUUUAAAAAACGUGAUAAGAUUCCGCGAAAUUCUGGUAGCGGGUUUACAUUUGAAAAUUCUGGAAACGAUACUCAGUCAACGCCAACGAACAACAAACAAUGGAACAGCAUUUCUCAGAAAAACAAGCUAUUGAAAGAUCUAAAUAAUACCUCAUCCAAUGGAUUCGAUGCUUCCAUAAAAACAAAGUUAUGGAAUUCUGUAGGUCCAGAAGCGGAAAAGCAAGAACGUAUAACCUAUAGUAAAAGCAAAUUUCCCGAAAAGAUGGAAGUUGACGAAACAGCUACGACUUUAAAUUCCACAGUUUCAACAACGCGGAGUAAGGUGGACGAUGAAUCUGUUUCAAGACGUGCUCAAAACAACAAGAAACGUUCGUUACCGAUGGAAGAGAAUGGUAGCGAUAAGGAGAAUGGUUCCCCGACCAAGGAGACCUUCAACCAGAAUCAGACUCAUAGUAUAAAUAAGGACUUGUACGACACGAACGAAAUGGUCGUGUCCACUAGCAAGGAAAGUAUGCUUAAAAAUAUCAAUAAGAAUAGAAAAACGAGUAUGACAACAGAAAAUAAGGAUGAUUUCCGUACUACGAGUCGACCUAUGGAUGGAAUUGCUACACCUCCUGAAACACCACCAAAUAGCCCACCAAUAGAGCCGCUGAGUCAACGUACAAAUUCGAUUGACAUUCCACAGGCACCGUCCAAGACGAAGGAGAUGCCCAUUCCCCCAAGUCCUCUGUCGUCAGCUGGAUCUUUGAUAAUUGAUAAUUCCUCAAAACCGUCAACGCCAUCGCCAUCAAGAAUCCCUCGUUUAUCACCGUCAAGACCAAUUAUAACAGCUUAUUUAAAGGAAUUCCAGGAUGAGCAGGUGGAACAAGAACGAGGAGAGCAAGAGGAGCAAGAACAACAUGAACAAGAGGAAGGACAGGAGCAAUGGGAAGGAGAUGUGCCAGGGCAGCAAGAACGAGGGGAACAUGUGCAACUAGGGCAGGAUGAGCGACAAAGUUGGGAAAAACCAAAGAGUCUAUCGCGAAGACGACCUACAAUAUCGCAUGAUGACAUGAUUAUACCAACCAUUGCAAAGAAGCUAAAAAUGAAUGGACAAUUGCCUUUUCCUAAUCAUGACGCCUUACUUGGCACCAGUGAUGAACAAGACCCUUCAUCAGAAAAUGGUUACGUGGAUGUCACUAACCAGGUAGAGAACUUAUUUGAUGAUGAACAGAUGAAAUUGCCCGAACGACAAUCAUCAGUUCCCGAAUUACAACAGAGAAAAGCCUCCCUGUACAAAACGUCACCAAUGACAUCAAGUAAUGUGCGUCAAGGUUUAGUCCACCGAAAGGAUAGCAAAAGGAUAGAUCUUCAUGCACAAGUUGAGGAAACUCCAAGUUCUACCGGCCGCAAUCCCAAAUCUGAUGAGGAGAAGAAACGUAAUAGAAAAUCACGAAGGGAAGAAUAUAUCUUGGUAAUUAGGGAUGAGGAUGAAGCCGACGAAUUUGGUGACAUUGCUGAACCACAUUAUUCAAUGUCACCGACGCCAGAGCCGUCAUUGUCCACCACGACAACAUUGCUUCCUUCCGAGCGAGAUUCCGCUGAACACGAUCAUGACGAAAGUAAAGCGGAAGAGAUCAAUAAUGCUUCAUCGUCGACACAGUCAGCUCCACAAGGAGGAAGCACUCCUAGCUCAACAAUUCAAUUGAAUGUACCCAAUAAAAUCUCUUCUCCUCCUCUGACGCUAGACCUACAGAGGACCCUUACAUCGGAUCCAAACGAAAAGAAGUCCAAAAAGUCCAAGAAAAUUAAAAAAGAAAGAAUGGAUACUGCGGUUGAUGAAGAUGACACGGGAUACGUCAAAAAGUCCGUUGCAUUUUUAUUUCGGCUAUAUUUUUUGGGGUGUUCGGCCGGAAAUCACAACCCCGCGACGCGGUGGAAGCCCCGGGCACUUUGCGGCUUUCGUGGCUCCCCGCAGGUCGGGGAAGAGGAAGAUUCCUUCAGAAAGAACAAUGAACAAAAUAUCAUCUUAUAUUGUCGUAGUGUAUAA